Messenger RNA from Phascolarctos cinereus (koala), 8800 nucleotides. It is a transcript of the gene PLCXD2, whose product is annotated as phosphatidylinositol specific phospholipase C X domain containing 2. Lineage: Eukaryota; Metazoa; Chordata; Mammalia; Diprotodontia; Phascolarctidae. Gene Ontology annotation, biological process: lipid metabolic process. The record is from RefSeq and is a predicted model, not a curated record. Gene Ontology annotation, molecular function: phosphoric diester hydrolase activity.
GCUGCAGCACGGGGUGGGGGGAAAUUCUUCAAGGAGUAGCUGUGAGAAUGAUUUACGGGCAGGGAGAACAGAUGUAGCAGCCGUCUAGUGGCACAUUCACGAGUAUACAUCAGGCUGCAUGUGGUGCCCGCACACCCGGGUAUACAGAUUAUGCAUAUGUUGCCUGUGCACCUGCCCGGUGCGUGCCUCUGGGUGAAGGUGCUCCUUGGGCAUUUAUUUGCUCAGGCCUACCUUCCCCUGCUUGUGAGGGCGUGUAAGAAGUUUAACCAAGCUGGAGCUGAGAAGAUUAAGUCCCUGGAGCAUCUGGGCUAGAAUAGAAAGGACAGGGGAUUUCGGAGCCUGAGCGCUGGGAGCCACAGAUUCCCACCCCACUAGUUCUAGCUAGAAGGCAUUUUUUGAAGGCUGGGAUGACAAAGAAGAGUGACCCUGAAAUAACUACAAAGCUUGGGGCGAUGCUCACUGAGUGAGUGACUGAGGGGUGAGAACAGAUGGUUUGUUGAUGACAGGAAUGUUAGCAUUUAGGAAAGCGAGGAAGAAACUCAGAAUGGGGACCAUAUGCUCCCCCACCUCAGGAGGGACAAAGACCGUGGAAGUCUGCAAUGCCGACUGGAUGGGCUCGCUCCCCCGUCGCCUCAGCACAUUACCCCUUUCCCAUCUGGCUAUCCCAGGGUCCCAUGAUUCUUUCAGCUACUGGGUAGAUGAAAAGUCUCCUGUGGGACCAGACCAAACCCCAGCUAUCAAGCGUCUUGCCAGGGUCUCCUUUGUGAAAAAGCUGAUGAAGAAAUGGUCCGUUACGCAGAACCUGACGUUCAGGGAGCAGCUAGAGGCAGGGAUUCGCUACUUUGACCUGCGUGUGUCAUCCAAGCCUGGUGAUACUAACCGGGAGAUCUACUUCAUCCAUGGUCUUUUUGGCAUCAAAGUCUGGGAUGGGCUGAUGGAGAUCAACUCUUUCCUCACACAACACCCCAAAGAAGUUGUCUUCCUGGACUUCAACCACUUCUAUGCCAUGGAUGAUGCCCACCAUGAAUACCUGAUUCGACGGAUCCAGGAGGCAUUUGGAACCAAGCUCUUCCCAUCUGAGAGAGUGGAGAAUGUGACCCUGAAUACUCUAUGGGAGAAAAAAUGCCAGGUUCUUAUUUUCUACCAUUCUCCCCUCGCCAUGCAAUACCCCUUCCUGUGGCCAGGACACAGGAUUCCAGCACCAUGGGCCAAUACAACAUGCGUGAGGAAACUCAUACUCUUCUUAGACACAACUCUCGGUGAAAGAGCUCCCCGGGGAGCUUUCCACGUGUCCCAAGCUAUUCUCACACCCAGAGUGAAGACCAUUGCUCGAGGCCUAGUUGGUGGUCUCAAGAACACACUGGUGCACAGGAAUCUUCCUGUGAUUCUGAACUGGGUGAAGACACAGAAACCUGGAGUCCUGGGUGUCAACAUCAUCACAUCUGACUUUGUCGACCUGGUGGACUUUGCCACAACUGUCAUUGAGUUGAAUAACCUCCUUCUACAAGGGGACAGAGCUCUGGCUAAAUGCUGACUUCCGUUUUACUUAACUCCAUAUUGAAUUUAUUGAUUCAGGGCAGAGUUUUGACAGGUGUCCCUGCCAAUGGUAAUAGUCCCUGGGCAGAUUUUUGGAAGUGGCUAAGAGGAGGCCUUUUUUCUUUAUUCAUAGGGCCUGUUGAGUAAUGUUGACAGUACUAUCGAUUUCAGUUUUCCACGUGAAUGAAGCUUUUGACAUCGUGGAAAGUCCAAGGGGAGAAAUCCCACUUUAAAUAAUCAAUGUCAGAGUUUCAUUUCACUGGAUUAUAGGAUGUAUUCAUUGGUCAGGAAUGUAGAUAAUGGGCCUCAUCAGGGUAUUUUGUGUCCAUUGUCCCAUUUCUUUCUCUGUUGUCUUUCAAGAUGUUGUUUGUGCCAGUAAGAGGCCUGAAGCUCAAGUGGGCAUCCCUGAUCAGAGAAAUAUCCAGUCCUGAGUGUUGUCUGUCCUGUGGUAGAUAGAACACCAACCUAGGACUCUGAUGGGGUCCCCUCAGUGAGAGAAGAAGCUGGUGUUAGGAAGGGGGCUGGGCAACAACCCACUUCUUCUAAGAGCCAGCCAGUAGGAUUUAGCAUGGUGGUGUUAGUAAGAAGGCUGCUAUUGUAAUGCUUGCCCUGGGCACAUGCUGACCCGUUUCCUCAGAGAAAUAGGGCCCAGAGAUUUAGGUAACAGGUGUAUUUUACAAUCCCAAAAUAUUACUUCCUUUCCAUCUGUUUUGUUGAAUAUAAAAGAAAGAAAAGGGGCAGCUAAUUUUAAACUUGGGAUUGAGAAUAGUUAGAUUUGCAUGUUUCUCAUCUCUCUUUUUGUUUUGUUUUGGAAUUAUUUCCCAACGGACUUCCAGUUGAACUCUAAAUCAUUUUGGCAGAGCCUCUUGGGAGCAGUGUCUUCAAGCCAGCUCCUGAGGUCACGGUCAACUCUGGAGUACAUCUGGGAUUGGUAUCUGUCUUUUGUGACAUCAUGCCAAGAGAAUGUACAAGUGGUGAUGCCAUAAUAAGCUGAGGCAAAAUCAUGAUUGAAAAGUGCGCUGGCAUUACAUGGACAUGUUCCAGUUGGGUUUGGAGCUAUUCUGUGAUUCUUUGGAAACAAGACUACCUCGGGGACAUUUAGGAUGGUUUCUGUGUCAUCCAAAAAAAGAACAAAAACAACAUACCAGUAUUAGGAGAAUCUCAAGUUAAUUUCUCAAUUUGAUUAGCCUCCUGCACGAUGUUUGGAGUUAAGCUAACCAUGGGUAGAUGAAGGGCUUUGAAAUUCAAAAGAAAACUUUUAUUGAUUGAUAAGAGGUGCUUAAGAGAGCUCUUUUCUCAUUUUAUUCAUGUAUUUAUUUACUUAUUUAUACACACUCUAUUGACAGUGCUUCCUCAGUCAGAAGUGCUCACAAUGGAUCUUCCAGGACUCCUUCCUGCCCAGGACAGAUAAGUUUGCUAUUUUUCCCUAAGAUGGCAGGACCACCUUUCUCAGUACAGUUGCGUGUGAUUCUUUAUAUGCUAUUGACCUUCACUCUCUGCUAGCCUUUCUGUUAUGCUAUCUAAGGACUUUGUGAACUUGGUAGACUUUCCAGCACCAUUCCUGCUGCACCAGUACCACAGCUGAGGAGGAAAUAGAUGAUGAGAACCACCACUUCUCAUCUCAUCUACAUCUCAUCCUGUUCCAGAACAGGACUGAAAAGUGAAUGCCAGCUGGAGAAAACAGGGAAAGAUAGUAUGUAUUUCUACCCAUCUGUACCUGUGAACAGCAGGGAAUACUCUACAAAGGGCGACCUCUGGACCCUGGAAGAGAAAGGAAAAAACCCAGUUGCCAAAUGUAUGUGGUUUUUGGUGGGGAGGGAAGGGAAAAGUGCACACACACAGACACACACACACACACACACACACACACACACACACACACACACACACACUGUACAGUGUGUAUUGGUCUUGCCGGACUUCUCCUUCAAUUGCUUGUCCCUUUGUUGCUGAUAGCUGGAAUUUUUCAUUUGUCUACAAUGGGAGCAUCCAGCCAGCUGCUAAGAAGAUAUCUCUUCCUUCUUGAGUUUUUUUUUUCCUCCAACCUUGUUACAAAUGCCACUUCUUCAGAAAAAGGGGGAAGUUCAGAUGCUCAGUCUACAAACCCUGAGUAGGUCUCACCUACCCUGUCGAAGGAAUCUAUCUUUCCUUGACUUGGAACCUUUCUUUAGAAGAGGUGGUAUCUGGAAUUGUUCUGUUAAGGGGAAAAAAAAGACAACAGCAAAACAAAAAGGUAUUGUUACUUGGGAAUGGGGGAAGCGCUGGUGCUCCCUUUCUAAAUCCUGCUUCAAUACAAAUGGAGAGGGUGAAGAGGAGGAGACCCAGGUCUUCCAUCUGGUUUGGAGAAGCUGCUAGGAGCUGGGCCGUCAGGCUGCCAGUUCACCCUCUUAUAAUACGGUACAAUGACAGGGAGGCUGGGGUAGGACGGCUUGUUCUCCCCUGUUUUAUUUGAGCAUCAGCCACAUCAGUGCCACGGUGCUAUGGGGACAGGUGUUUGUGGCAUUAAUGAAUAGAAUGCCGGUGAUACCCAAGGGCUCCUUACUGAUCAAAGAAAUGUUUACUUGAUUUUUCCCCUUUGCUGUUUUGUUCUGUUUCAUUUUAAACACAUCAUUGAGUUUCAUUUUAAUCAUUUCCUGCUGUCUUGACCAAGCAGACUUCAGGUUUUGGAUGAAUAAGAGAAAAGUUCUCAAGCAUGCUACCAAAGUACAGAAACCGGCAACUGCCCACAUGUACAUGGCAGGGUGCUGGAGAUCAUUAUUGCCGCUGCGGUUUGUCAUCCUUGUUUACGUUUGGGAAACAUUCUGUCUUGGAGUCAGUGGGAUGGGGGAAGGGGUUGUGAUUUAUAAUUCUGCUGUAAACACUGGACCCAGAUUUGGCUGCCUCUCAGCCUCAGGAAAAGGUUAACACAGAUGUUAAAGGAUAUUUGCGUUCUGUUCCUUAACCCUGUUGCUAAGCAGCAGAAUGGAGGGAGAGGAUGAGGAGAGGGCAGGAGGGUGGGGAGGAGAGGGACUUUGGUUUGGGUUAGUGACCUAUCCUGUGUCUGCCAUCAGAAAAAUGGCUCGACCACAUUACUUACUCUUCCAAGUUGUGUGGGAUUUUAAAAGCAAAACACUACUUAUGCUUGUUCAGAACUGAAUAUUGUUGACUCCACAAUUGGCUAAACAUUUGCUUCUGAGCCAAACAGGAACCCAGUUUCCUAAGAUCUGGGGCCGCGUUUCUUUGGAGAUGUAACCUGAAUAUCCCUUGAGCUGCCUGAUCUAACUGCCCAUUGGCAGAUAAGGACAGUUAUCCUGGGUUGCCUGUCACUGUUUACAAGGUUGGACUUUUGAUCCUACUGGCAUACCACAAUGGUUCAUGAAGAUGUCCCCAGGGUUAGGGAGACAGAGAGGGAUAAGGUUAGGGUGAGAGGGUGGUGAAAGAAUCAGACAUUAACAUUUAAAUUAAGACAGCUGUCAGAGGCUCUUUGCAGAGAAUAUUGAAACACUCUUGCAUCAGACUCUAGAGGAAUUGUUUGAGCCAAUGCUUCUUUAGUUUUGUAGUCACGAUGCAGAAAUUCUUGGUAGUACGUUGGUCACUUUGGCCAAACCUGGUAGUCUGCAUUAAACUACAAGAAAAGCACAAGGAAUCUGAUAACAAGAAAGUCCAAGCUCCUUAGCAUCCUAAGGCUCCCUCCAAAUUUUCCCCUGAUCAAACUCACAACUUCAUAUUUAAGAAGCACACAUUUCUAUAGGAGAAGGACUUAAAUGUUUCACUAGAGCCACUAGACCAAGCAAUUAAUACAGUGUUCUGCAUUUGAAACAAAGUCAACAUACACUGAUAGGACCAGGCUACUGAAGCAUUGCAAUGAAAUGCUGUCUUGAUGCAGUCUUUGUCUUCAUUUGGAUUGAACCAUUAGAAAGUGUUGUACAUAAGGACAUUAAAACCAUACCCCUUGGUGAGGUGGGAGGGGAGGAUGGAGUACCAUUAAACAUCCCCAUGAAAUAAACAUGAGGAGGUAAAAAUUCCAAUUCCAGCUCAAUCCCUCCUUUUCCAUCACUCUUCGAAUGCUUAGGAAGGUUUCUUACAAGCUGGUAGAAGACUUGGAUGGAUACCGUAUGGAUAUAUCUCCAAGUUAAAAGGGCUUGGGAAAGAGAAUAGACUAGUGAAUGAGGCCCCUAGUACUGACCUUCCAGGUGCAUCCGUGCCAUCUCUUUUCAUUGUGAUUCCAGCUUUGUGGAAGGGCUCAGCACUUAACACAAUCCCUAGCAUAUAACAGCCACUUAAUAAAUGCCACGUUGACCUGGUUUUGGGUCAAAGUUUUGUCCCACAGUGUCCCCCCUCCCUCACCAAUUUAUAAUGAGGAAUGCCUUUUGCCACUAGAUAGUUUGAGUACUUGAAGAUUCUCAUAUGGGAGGCAGAUGAAGAAUAGGUUUCAGGGAAGCCAUGAAGACUGAGUGAUUCAUAAUGUUCAGUGUGUGAAAUGCCUUUGGUAACCUAGGAGCUAAAUAUGUGAGCGAAGUGAAGAGUGUUCUUUGAUAGUGUGCUGGGAGAACAUCAUGGAGUCGCUACACUUCCCCUAAAAUUUUUUAAUUGUAUGACUGAUGAUAAAGCAUAUAUGGGUAUAGUACUUCCACAAAGUUUGGCAAAUAUCCCCCGACCCCAUCCUUCUGAGUUAUUUAGAGAAAAGAGUUUACAUGAAUUCAGGUGGAUAAUCUACCAUUAAAAAAAUCUCUGGUCAUUCCACUCAAUGUGGCCAGUGUUUUGAGACCUGGUUUAAGGUUUAAGUUAUUUUAAUUUCUUAUGGGGACAGUUGAAAAACCAGGGAUUCAAUUUCAUUUCCAGAGAAAUAACUGAAGGUGGCAAGGGAGGACUAACCAUAGGGUAGGGCUAGGUAUUUUCUUAGCAUUAAGAUGUAAAAAUGUGCAGGAUCAGGUGCUGAGAGGUUAAACCAUUGAUGAAACGCUUUUAAAAUCGUGAGCAUUAUUAUUCUAUGUUAAAAACAUUAGAAGAGUGGAAGGAAAGGGUAGAGAUAGGUGACAAGAAGUGAAAAGGGCUGCUGGUAUUUCCUCUGUGAUGGCCCAACUUUGGCCAACGUGGCUAAUCAUCUGACCAGCACCACAAUUCCAGAUGUGAUCAGCCAGACUUUGCUCAAAUAGCAAGGCUUUAUUCCUAUUCCUUCUGAGGAAUUCUUAGCAUUAGGCUUUCGAUCCUCUGUCGGAGUGACUACCAGCCCUGAAAAAAAUCCAUGCCAAUCCCUUCCUUUCCUUGCUGAUCUCUCUCUUUACCUAGUUGUUUGUCUACCUCCUCCUCCCAAGCCUUCUUCUUCAGGAAUAGAAGGUUCUCGGUGACAAAACCACCUGGCUAUGUGGGAGGCAGAGAAAGAGGGAGGGAGGGAGGGAAUCCACCAAUGCACUGUCAACAUGGGCAUCAGCAUCCAUAAUGAAUACAGAAUCCUGCAAUGAGCUGCAGAACAUUCUGUGAAACAAGGAGGGGAAAACAAGCUUGGAAUAAAGAGAGAACACUAGAACACAAACUCGGUAACAUGGAACACCUGAUGUGGAACUAAGUUUCUUUCUUUAAAAUGUAUUUGUCCCUUUAAAAAUUUUGUUUAUUUUCCAACAAGCUACUGAAGACUUUUUCUUUCCUCCCUGGUACUUGACAUCAGGGACAAGUACGUUGGGCAACACGGGACUUGUUGGAGUGGUAUGAGAGAAAUAGGUUAGUAGAGGUAGAAACUAGCUUGUCACUCCACCCCCCCAAAUAAACUUGAACAAUUCUUUUGCAACCCCAUGAAUUCUCUCUUCAACUUGUGGUUUUUCCAGUUUCCCUCCAGACAGUUGCAUCACUGCCCAGUGACCCUAUGACAAUACUGAGCUGGCCCAAACCCAGAAGAAUAUGGUGUUGAUACCCCUCCCCCACAUACACUUUUCUUAAUACAAUACUAUGCUGGAAAAAAAACCUCACCUACCUCCAGUGGCCUCAAAAUUAAGUUUUAAGAUGACUCUGGGUUGGCCCCAUCUUAUGGUAUUUACUGUUCAACAAUCUCACCGAGAGAAUUUGUUCACAUGGCUCCUUCAGCCUGUCUCCAGACCAAACUGGUUUCAAUAAGGUUUUGCAGUUCUUAUCUGUUGGAACCUAAUCCCUCAGUCCCUAGAUAUAACUCCAUCACUAGAAGAGGCUUAUCUCAUCACUUUCCUGCAACACCAUUUUCUGCUCUUUAGUCUCAUCCAACUUCCACUACCUGCCAAAAGCUCUGGGUCACAGGAGGUCAGGAAGAACCUGUAUUAACCAAAAGGAAGCGCAUGCCCAACCUAAACUAUGUAUGAGCAUAGUUUUCUUCUGAUAGCAGUCAUGUGACCCUCACUCAUAUUUUUAUUUAGCCCUUCUUCCCCACCUCCCCCCACCCCUAUUCGGGUCUCCACACCUCCACCUGUCCUGGCAACAGUCGAGGACCUGGGGGGGGAUGGAGGGAAGGGGAAAGGUUAAUAUCCAGUGUAACCAACAAGGGCUGGUUUACAAGUCUAGAUAAUGUAAGAGACAGCACUUUUAGACAUCAAGUGGAACUUAUAUAGCUUUGUACAUUUACAGUUUACAUUACUAGAGCAUUAAUAAAUGCUUCCCUCAUGGAACUGCAGUAUUCAUGUGAUAGCUUGUAGUAGGGACAGAUUGGGUUACCAGUGAUUGCUGCUAAUAUCUUCCUUACUACCUUAUACCCUAAUAUUAAUAUGCAUUGAGUAAAGUGUUAUCUAUAUACAAUUUGUACAAUGUGUAUGCCUAUUGUCAUCUCAGUUAACCUUGCUGACCAGAUAUGAGUUAAAACAUAAACAAGCUGUAAUGGUGGAAAUAAGUGUUGACCUUUUUGUUUUAAUUGUGAAAUUAAUUAUGUACUGCACUAGCUAUUGUAAUUUGUCCUAUAUUGGCUGUAUCACAUUAAAGUGCAUGAAGCAAAAGGAAUGCUACCUGAUCUAAUAAUUAAAGAAAAAUUUUGCAUAUCUGUGCACUUUCAUGUUAAAAUGUAUUUUGUGGCUUAACUAUACUGUAUUCUGCAUUUCAUUUGUUUUUGUUCUCUUCAAGAAACAAUUGUUCAGUUCAGUUUAUUCUCUUUUCCCUUUUCUUGACAGAAUUAUGUAAUUUAACUCUGCAUUGUCAUUUUAACUGUGAAUAUGUUAUUUUUAAAGGCCUAUCCUGAAACUUUUUUUUGAUUGGUUUGUUUUAUGUUGUAUUUUAUUUGAAUGACCCAGAAAAGUUUUCAGCUCUGACAAUAAACAUCACAUUUUGGCACACA